AAGUGCUAUCAUAAAAUCCCUAAAAUAUGUCAAAAAUAAAUUACUAAUGGCUGCGUAACAGUAGUCUGCUUGGGUAGAAUGAAGCGAGUGGUCAUCUGUUUCUUUGCCUUCCUGGCAUUGGCCUACGGCCGCCAUGAGAAAUAUGAAGGACACCAACUGUUCCAAUUAUCAGGGCCGGCCAGGGAAAUAGGAUCUCUUGAGGGCAAGUUGGAUAUCCUCUCAGCGAAACCAGCCGCGCGCGUGGAAUCGAACCAGCUACAAGCUUUAGUGCGACUGUCGCCGGAAGUGAAACAACAAUGGUUGCGAUACUUCGACGAAAGGCAGAUCACGUAUAAGAAAGUGGUUGAUAAUUUAGCUGAAGCUUUCCGUGAUGAAGACUCUCAAAUUGAAGCUGCUAGAGAAUCAGCCAAACGUAGUGGGCGAAACAUCGGCUGGGAUACUUACUACAGGCACCAAGAGAUCAACGACCAUUUGGACGCACUAGCAGCACAGUAUCCCAAUUUGGUAACCGUAAUCAACCCCGCGCUCAGUUACGAAGGCCGACAGAUCAAAUACGUGAGAAUCUCGACCACACGCUUCGAGGACCUGCGAAAACCCGUUAUUAUCAUCGAUGCCAUGGUCCAUGCCAGGGAAUGGGUUACUACUCCAGUAGCUCUCUACAUCAUCAACCAGUUAGUGGUUGAUGCCGUAGACAGCCAAUUGACCCAGGAUAUAGAUUGGAUUAUUAUUCCGCUGGCUAACCCUGACGGAUACGAGUACACACAUGAUGAGGAUCGUCUUUGGCGCAAGACCCGAUCCAAAUCUCACCCCGGAAGCGACCAAUGCCCUGGCGUUGAUGGCAAUCGUAACUUUGACCACUACUGGGGCACCUCGGAGUCCAGCGCUAACCCCUGCAGCAUCAUCUAUGAAGGCCCUUCUGCUUUCUCUGAGCCUGAGAUUCGAGUGAUCAGAGAUGUGGUUAAUCAGCAUUUGGAGCGGGCUGCUAUGUACAUUUCGCUACACAGCUACGGCAAUAUGUUCCUUUACGCGUGGGGAAAUAACGGUACUCUUCCUUCCAACGGCCUAGCGCUCCAUCUUGCCGGUGUGACCAUGGCAACAGCUAUAGACUCUUUGGCGUUAGACAACGCCCCCCGCUACGUAGUUGGCAACGCCGCCCAAGUCCUAUACUUCACGAGCGGUACCUCACGUGACUGGACCCGGGCCGUCGGUAUCCCUCUGACAUAUACUCUGGAACUGCCCGGCUAUGAAUACUUGUUUGAAGUGCCUGCUCAGUACGUCGAGCAGAUUGUCAAGGAAACCUGGGCUGGUAUAGCGGCAGGAGCGCAUUACGUCAGAUCGAUCUUUGGUUAAUCGCGGUUCUAGUUUUUCUACCUACCCACAUGUACUUAAUAAACUUCCCGUUUUUCGGUUUUA
Messenger RNA from Leguminivora glycinivorella, 1413 nucleotides. Its product is annotated as carboxypeptidase B-like. Gene Ontology annotation, biological process: proteolysis. The transcript is spliced from 6 exons. The record is from RefSeq and is a predicted model, not a curated record. Gene Ontology annotation, molecular function: zinc ion binding; metallocarboxypeptidase activity. Lineage: Eukaryota; Metazoa; Arthropoda; Insecta; Lepidoptera; Tortricidae. The coding region runs from base 79 to 1350 and encodes 423 amino acids.